UAAUGUUUUUAACGCGCAGAGGGAAAUUCUUAAAAAGUAAAAAUUGCUGAAUGGCGCAGUGAAUUCGCCUACAUACACCAGUCAAAUACACAAAUGCCUUAUAGCACAAAUUAAAGAAAAAGUAAAAAUUAAAGAGAAAAAACUAAACUAGAAAAGAAACGCACUUUCGAAUUAAGUAGUUGUCAGUAUUCCAUUGCCGUAUUUAACAAGUUAUUGAACAUUGUAUCAUUCACAUAUGUACAUAGUUCCCCAGCUAGACGCACCUGUGAAAUUCCCAAAGUUCCCCUUCCAAAACAUUUGUUUGGUUUUGUGUGACACUGCAGCCAUUUCUUGUGGUGUUCAGUCGACUAUUUUGUGUUCAAAUUCAAUGUUCGAUUCCUUUUGGGCCUUUCAAGCAACCAACGAAAUUUAAUGUCAUUUAGGCCUGAUAAAAACGAUUAUACAAACAUAUAUGCAAUGUACGAAACAUAUAAAUUCUUAAAUAUAAUAUUUCGUGCUUCAGUCAUUCCGGGAGCAUUCAUAUUAAUUUGGCUGACGGGGAUAAUAUCACUUGCCGUUGUCCAAUUAUGUAUGCUAGUAUUUUUGAUAAUAUUUGUUGGAUUCCCUCUGGUGUUUCGUUACUCUAUAACGUUGCAAAGAGGAAUUCUGUUUCUAACUUUUAUCACAUACCCGAAAGAUCUCGAUCUGUCGAAUCCGGCCAGUAUAGGAUUGUUUGGCACUAGAAGUUUACAUAUUAGUGUACUUGAUCCAGAUGCUGAAGAACGUCAUGACGGUAUACGUAUCGGUGUAUGGCACGUAUUGCCCUUACAAUUAGCGAAGCGCUUUGCUCAAGAAUUGAAAAUUGAUACGCAAGCACAUGAGGAACUGCAGAACACCACCAUUGAAAAAGAUGAGAAAAUAGACCAAUUGAUGCCUGUACUGAAAUCGGAAUUCCCCGAUGUGAACGCCGAGAAUGAGCAGCUCUUUUAUGAGCGACUGCUCAAACUUCCGGGUAUAAUUGUUCUUUAUUUGCACGGCAAUACCGCAUCUCGUGGCUCGGGUCAUCGUGUUGAGAUGUAUCAGCUGCUGCGUAAGCUUGGUUAUCAUGUAGUGGCGUUAGAUUAUCGUGGCUAUGGUGAUUCUGACCCCGUUCCACCCACCGAAGAGGGUAUUGUUCGCGAUGCGCUCACUGUAUAUGAAUAUAUCAGGAAUGUGACAACUAAUCCGAUCUUUAUUUGGGGCCAUUCACUUGGUACUGGCGUAGCGUGCCAUCUAUGUGCGGAAUUAAAUUUAAAUUUUAAGAUGAAGCUGCCACGUGGGGUUGUGCUAGAGGCGCCUUUCACGAACAUACGUGAUGAAAUACGGUUACAUCCAUUCUCACGGCCCUUUAAGGACCUUCCUUGGUUUGAUUUAACCAUAGCGCGACCAAUGUAUUCGAACUCAUUACGUUUUGAGUCGGAUCGACAUAUUGCGGAAUUCCGUCAGCCGGUAAUGAUAAUUCAUGCUGAGGAUGAUUAUGUUGUGCCAUUCGAACUGGGAUACAAGCUCUAUCGGACAGCACUUGAUACUCGUGGGAAAACUUGGGGACCUGUUGAGUUUCAUCGCUUCAGCGGCAACGCAGGUUACGGGCACAAGUUUCUUUGCCGCGCGCCCCAACUGCCAGAACUGGUAAAACAAUUCGUCGAUAAUUUUUACAAGGAAGAUUUUUAAAAAAAUGCCGAAUAUAAUGGACAUUGGUGUUUUUCUUAAUAUGCGUUUUUGGCUCAGAAGAUGUUAUAUCAAUAUUGGCAAAUCAAUUAUAUAUAUCGUUACCUUAAUAUAGAAAUGCCCUAACUCAUAUAGUCCCUGAAACACAAAAAAGCCGUAACUAACUAAAAUUUGUUAUUGCUUAUAAUGAUGUGGGGACAUAUAAUUCGAUGAAAUGCUUCAUAAACAUUGAAAAAGGGAAUUAUGGAUUUUUACUUAGCUACGGCUUUUUGUAUUUCAGCGACAAUCAGCCUCAUUGCGUAAGUCGUAAAUUAGGCUGAAUUGUACGACUCGACAACAUUAGCAUUGUCUACUGUCAUGCUGAAAUAAGUAAACGACGAAAAUCAUCGAAAACUAUGCAGUGCUGCCAAGUUUUUCCGUUUUAAUAUACUAGUCCAGUGGAAAUUUUAGACAAUGACGCUAAAUUUUCGAUACGAUUCGACUCUCGAAAAACGACUUGCAUUCGGCACGACUCUCCCAAUGAGGCUGAAUAAGAGUCAGGGCCUUUCUAUAUUAAUGUAUGUAACAUACAUAUGAACGAAUCAAAGCUUUAUAGUUUUUCCAAGCGCAAUAUUUGAGUUUUUAGUUUGA
Rhagoletis zephyria (snowberry fruit fly) is the source of this 2316-nucleotide messenger RNA. Its product is annotated as monoacylglycerol lipase ABHD12. The record is from RefSeq and is a predicted model, not a curated record. NCBI's taxonomy places the organism in Eukaryota, Metazoa, Arthropoda, Insecta, Diptera, Tephritidae. Gene Ontology annotation, cellular component: endoplasmic reticulum membrane. Gene Ontology annotation, biological process: phosphatidylserine catabolic process; monoacylglycerol catabolic process. Gene Ontology annotation, molecular function: phosphatidylcholine lysophospholipase A1 activity; monoacylglycerol lipase activity.